UCAACAUUACAUUCCUGGAGCGGUGAGCGGUCCGUACAGAAUUUACCCGAUGUCAAAUGCUGAGCCAAUUGAAGUAUACUGUGAACUUGACAUUAAAGGAGGCGGAUUCAGUUUCCUCCCUCACAACCUCACUCUUAGAUCAGAUGCUGAGCAGAUUGUCGACGCUCUCUUCCAAGACAAAAGAAACGUUUUGCUCAAGUUGAAGAAAAAGAUUGACAGUAGCGAUUCGUACACUUUGAUUCAGCCCCACCCCAAUUACACUGACAUCGAUUUUGGCGUUUUAGCCAAUAGCUACUCAGGGUACACUCAGCCAAAGAACGAAUUCAUGAAGGAAUACAUAUUCCUUGGAAUACUUCCGAAGUCAGUUGCGGACAAGAAAACAUUCCAGGGUUUUAGAUCUAACGGUAUCAGAUUACAGUUUAAGAACUGUGACGGCAAUCCCAACAGCUACUUUGCAUUUUUUCCGAACCGUUAUCAUCAACCACCACAUGAUCAUAGCAAGACGUCAGUCUAUGAAAAUAAAGGACUCGCGGUAAACUGGCGCUCCCAUGCCAAACCUGUCACGAGUGGCGGUCUGAAAAUGCCAAAUAGGUUCUUUUUCCUGACAGAACUACAUUUUGGUGGCUGUGGCUGCUGGACUUCAAGCGACCGGUGGAAGCAAUUUGGUUACAAUGCCACUGCCAUUGGAAUUCGUUAGACAUACAUUUACUGUUCUUUACCAUAAUUAUC
This is a messenger RNA of Stylophora pistillata, 729 nucleotides long. RefSeq lists its product as uncharacterized. The record is from RefSeq and is a predicted model, not a curated record. Lineage: Eukaryota; Metazoa; Cnidaria; Anthozoa; Scleractinia; Pocilloporidae.